ACCUUGAAAUUAAAUAAUAAAGAAGUGAAAUUCUUCACUACGACAAAUAUUUCGAAGCGAUGAAUAAUCUACAAGAAAACCAGUAUCUAGUGGCUAGGCCCAUAUAUUCGGAAAACUCAUUUUCUUCAAAACAUGAAAAAAUAAACAGGUAUCACAAAACAUUUUUGGAUCACCUCAAGGGGUUCUUUGGGUGUUCUGCUGCAAAGGCCAAGCGAAUAGCCUUUACUUUCCUACCUAUAGCUUCAUGGCUUCCUAUGUAUAAUUUCAAGGAAUGGUUACUCAGUGACAUUAUUUCUGGUAUCAGCACUGGGACUGUGGCAAUAUUGCAAGCCUUGGCGUUUGCUCUACUUGUGAAUGUGUCUCCUGCGUAUGGACUUUAUUCUGCAUUUUAUCCUGUCAUCAUUUAUUUUUUUUUGGGAACUUCCAAGCAUAUAUCAGUAGGUCCUUUUCCUGUUUUGAGUUUGAUGGUAGGGACAGUCGUACUGCGAUUAGUUCCAGAUAUUAGCAAUGGAAUGGUAAAUGGAACUGACACAGUGCUCUUCAAUAUGACAAAUGAAACAGAAGGCCUAUCAAUUGCUGAGAAAAGGGUUAUUGUUGCAGGAACUGUGACGGUCCUUGCAGGGAUUUUUCAGCUGGCUUUGGGGUUACUACAAAUUGGUUUCAUAGUAAUCUAUUUAUCGGAUCCCUUAAUAAGCGGAUUCACCACAGGUGCAGCUGUUCAGGUUUCUGUGUCUCAAAUAAAAUUCCUCCUCGGAAUUAAAGUAGCGAACUUCAGUGGACCUCUGGCCUUCUUUUAUACCUUAAAAGACAUCAUAUUAAAGAUUACAGGCACCAACAUUGCAGAUCUUGUCACAUCGAUUAUCAUUAUGGUUGUGGUUUUCAUUGUCAAAGAAGUGAACGAACGUUACAAAUCAAAAAUUCCUAUACCAAUCCCUAUCGAGCUUAUUAUGACAGUUCUCGCAACUGGGAUCUCAUAUGCAUUUGAUUUUCGUAAAAGAUUUAAUGUACAGGUUAUUGGAAUCCUAGAAAGAGGAUACCAGGCUCCAAUAACACCAGAUGUUUCAAUUUUUCAAGAGUGCAUUGCUGAUGGAUUUGCUAUUGGGAUUGUUGCUUUUGCUGUAGGAUUUUCUGUUGCUAGAGUAUAUUCAAUCAAACACGAUUACCCUAUAAAUGGAAGCCAGGAGUUAGUAGCAUUUGGAAUUGGCAAUAUAUUCUGUGGUUGCUUUAGAGGGUUUGCAGUUAGCACAUCUCUGUCAAGAUCAGCAGUUCAGGAAAGCACUGGCGGCAAAAGCCAGAUUGCUGGUGUUCUUUCAGCUCUAAUAGUUAUGAUUGUUACGUUGGCUAUUGGGUUCCUCCUGGAAACCUUACCAAAGUCCGUGCUUGGAGCGCUAGUCUUAAUUAAUUUAAAGGGGAUGCUGAUGCAGUGUGAACAAAUUCCCAUAUUGUGGAGAAAGGAUAGAUAUGACUGUUCUGUAUGGGUGGUAACUUUUAUAGCUGCUGUUGUGCUGGGACUUGACCUUGGAUUGGCUGCAGGUGUUGGAUACGAGCUGCUGACUGUUGUGUUCCGUACACAGUUCCCAAAAUGUACCUUGGUAGCUAGCAUUGGAAGAACCAACAUCUACAAAAACCGAAAGGACUACACAGAUAUUUAUGAGCCAGAAGGAGUGAAGAUUUUCAAAUGUCCUUCUCCAAUAUUUUUUGCUAAUGCUAAUUUCAUUAAGGACAAACUUACGGCAGCUGUCGGGUUUAAUCCACUGAGGGUGUUAAGGAAACGUAAUAAGGCCCUGCGAAAAAUAAAAACUAUGUUGAAAAAAGGAGACUUGCACGUAUCACCUAAAGGUUUGGUUUGCACAUCGUACGAUAAUUACAUAGAUAUGGAGGAGGAUGAUAUUGAAUUUGAUAAUAACAGAGUGGAAGAGCUGCACAAGCCUAUAAAAACCGAUGAUCUUCCUUUUAAAAUUGACUGGAAUUCAGAUCUUCCAAAUGGCAUAAUAGUUCCAAGUGUUGAUAUCCAUAGCUUAAUUCUUGAUUUUGGAGCUGUUUCAUUUAUUGAUAUCUCUGGAAUGAAAGCCCUCAAAGGGAUUAUAAAAGAAUUUUUGAAGAUUGAAAUUGAAGUGUACAUUGCUAAUAUUGACAGUGAUGUCUUGGAUAAACUGAAGAACUGUGAGUUUUUUGAUGAUGACAUUUCAACAUCAAUGUUUUUCAUCACUGUCCAUGAUGCUGUGCUUUUUGUGUUUGAAAAAAAAUGCAUGAAACAGCCUUAUGAAAUGAGCGCAUUAAAGCUGAGCGGAUAUAGCCCAUAUGUAAGUGGUUACACUAAUGGAGAUUUGCGUCACAGAGAACUUGCUAGCCCGACUGUGCUAGCAGGAGACUUAAACUUAGUGCAGGUCCUUGGAUACGAGAGCAUGAAACCUGCUGUUAUUGCAGCCUGGCUCUGGCAAGAAGAGGAUUGGUGCAUCAAAAAGAGGAAGGGCGCCUCCUAA
Messenger RNA from Bombina bombina (fire-bellied toad), 2483 nucleotides. RefSeq names its product chloride anion exchanger-like. The transcript has 20 exons. The record is from RefSeq and is a predicted model, not a curated record. Gene Ontology annotation, molecular function: chloride transmembrane transporter activity; secondary active sulfate transmembrane transporter activity; bicarbonate transmembrane transporter activity. Bases 60 to 2483 code for a protein of 807 amino acids. NCBI's taxonomy places the organism in Eukaryota, Metazoa, Chordata, Amphibia, Anura, Bombinatoridae. Gene Ontology annotation, biological process: transmembrane transport. Gene Ontology annotation, cellular component: membrane.